Messenger RNA from Apodemus sylvaticus (European woodmouse), 6040 nucleotides. It is a transcript of the gene Prkx, whose product is annotated as protein kinase cAMP-dependent X-linked catalytic subunit. The record is from RefSeq and is a predicted model, not a curated record. The transcript has 9 exons. The coding region runs from base 225 to 1301 and encodes 358 amino acids. Gene Ontology annotation, molecular function: protein serine/threonine kinase activity; ATP binding. Gene Ontology annotation, biological process: protein phosphorylation. Lineage: Eukaryota; Metazoa; Chordata; Mammalia; Rodentia; Muridae.
UUCCGCCGGGCAUGAAGAGCAUUGCGGUUGGCUCAGGUCCCGCGGACCCCACGCGCGUCCGUGGAGCCCUAGGGCGACUUUCAAAAGUCCCUCCCACCACUCUGAGCCCGGCUGAGUUCGCUUCCAUUGUCCUCUCAGCCGCGAGCUCCCGGACGCGCGUGCGAGCCAACUGCUAAUGCCCAGGCUGCCGUUGUGGCGCUGUCACACCGUGCGCCCCCCGCCCCAUGGAGUCGCCCGCUGGUGCCGCGGCGGCCGUAAAAGAUCCUAAGGCCAGAGAACAUGACUCCGCGGGCACCAAGGUCUCGGCACCCGCCGCGGACCCCCAACCCAGGACAUCGUCGCAGAAGGCGGGGCACUCGUUACAAGAUUGGGACACCAUAGCCACCGUGGGCACUGGAACCUUUGGCCGUGUAAACCUGGUGAAGGAGAAAACAGGCAGGCGAUACUGUGCCUUGAAGAUUAUGAGCAUCCCAGAUGUCAUUCGCCUGAAGCAGGAACAGCAUGUCCAGAAUGAGAAAGCAGUCCUCAAGGAAAUAAACCAUCCAUUCCUCAUUAAACUACUUUGGACAGGCCAUGACAACCACUUCCUGUACAUGUUGAUGGAGUUCGUGCCUGGUGGUGAACUGUUUACCUACCUUCGUAAUCGUGGCCGAUUCUCCUCAGUUGCUGCAAUCUUCUACGCCACAGAGAUUGUGUGUGCCAUAGAAUACCUGCACUCCAAGGAAAUCGUAUAUAGGGACCUGAAGCCUGAAAACAUCCUUCUAGACAGGGAAGGACAUAUCAAACUGACAGACUUCGGCUUCGCUAAGAAACUGGUGGAUAGGACAUGGACUCUCUGUGGUACACCGGAAUACCUCGCCCCAGAAGUCAUUCAGAGCAAAGGUCACGGAAGGGCUGUAGAUUGGUGGGCAUUGGGCAUCCUUAUAUUCGAGAUGCUGUCUGGGUAUCCCCCAUUUUUCGAUGACAACCCAUUUGGGAUUUACCAGAAAAUCCUUGCAUGCAAAAUAGAUUUCCCCAGACAGUUGGAUUUCACCUCUAAGGACCUCAUCAAGAAGCUGCUAGUGGUGGACAGGACCCGGCGCCUGGGCAACAUGAAGAACGGAGCAGAAGACAUCAAGCGGCACCGAUGGUUCCGAGGUGUGGAGUGGGAGUCCGUGCCCCAGAGAAAACUGAAGCCACCCAUUGUGCCCAAGUUAUCGGGUGAUGGUGACAUCUCCAACUUUGAAACUUAUCCAGAGAGGGAGUUGGACAAGACCCCUUCUGUAUCUGAGAAAGACCUGGAAACAUUCAAAAAUUUCUGAGGAUGAGAAUUCAUGUCUGCAAGAAACAUGAAGACAUCUACACCACACCAAUGACCACAACCAUUUUUUGUUAUAUGCUUCUGUUUCUUGCUAUGAAACUAGAAGUUUUGGUGUGUGUAUCCCAGUUCCUGCAAGGUCAACACUAACAUCAUCCUUGGAACCCAGCCUCAUUUCAAUAACUGGAAACCUGCCCAGUGACAAUUUCGCAAAACCUGUUAAACUGUAGGCUUUCUCCUUCAUGAGUCUUGUGGUUUUGGUGUGAAUUUUGUUUGUUUGUUUGUUCGUUCAUUCGUUCGUUCAUUCGUUUGUUUUUCUACUGAACUUUUUAAGUUUGAAUUUGACCAAUUUGAUUAUGGCUGUCAGUGUGUAUGUGCACAGAAAUUGGGCAAACUGGAAAUUUUGGCACUUUGAUGUACCUGUGACAUGCUCAUUUUUCAAAGCUUUCUCAAAAAUCUGUUGCCCUGCAGGCAAAAAAGGGUGAGAUAUAUGCAUUUUUAAAAUGCCUUUCUAUGCAUUUUGCAAUCAUUUGUGUGCAUUGUUUAUUUAGUUACUGUUUGUUUAUUUAGUUCCUUUCUGGUCACUUUAAACUUGGAAGUCAGGAAGCCACAUGCCCUGCAGACCCUUAUUCAGAUAUAGCACAAAUGUAUGGCUUUCCUCAAAUCUUCCAGUUUAGAUGUUUUCAGUACAAUAUCCCUUCUUAAAGUUAAGCCAGAACUCUGCAUACAACACGGUAAUCUGAGUGCAAAGAUUGCCUUUUUAUGAUAAUACAAAUAUACCCACAUCCCCAAAAGGGAACUAACUCUAAGGAUCCACUCCUUAAGCCCCUCCCUCCUUUGUUCUGAAGAAAAUGACAUUUUCUUCUCAUCAUCUCAACUUUGUUCUCCCAGCCAUGUCUGUCCAUGAAAACUCAGGUUCCAGGCCGGGAACUUCUAUGAAAGUUUGUACAGAGCUGUAUUUUUGGUGAGCUUUCUCAGUGCUUUCCAAUAUGCAAACUAACUGGGUUAUGUACCUCAAACAAACAAACACAUACAGGAGAUAGAAAGCAGGAUUAUAAUCAAGUCCUGUCAGUAGCUGUUUGUUAUUAAAUAGGAAAUAACAUAAAAUUAGCAUAGGAAACAUUGCCUUAAUUCUAAACAUACAUGGGGAGAGCACACAUGCACACAUGCACGCUCUGUGUACUCCUGAAGCACUUUGCAAUCUGACUCAAAUCCUAAAAAUCAAAUUAAAAACCUUUAAUCAGACUAUAAAUUAUACCAUAUGAUGUCAUGCAGUGACAUCAGACAGCACAUAGGAAUCAUAAUUUUUUUAUUUUAAUAUUUUUAAUUCUGUGUGUACAUGCAACUGCAGUACACACAGCCAGCAAGUACACCAGAGACCCUACAGCUGGGCCUAUAGGCAGUUGUGUGCUGCCCUAUGGAUGCUGGGAACCCAACCUGGAUCCUCUGCAGUCCACGUAGUUAACAUACAAAAAAUAAAUUUGGAAGGGCUGGUGGGGCAAAAGCAGCUACAUAAAGGAAUUAGGGAACUAUGUCCUGUUCUUGGCUCUGAGUCCAGAGUGAACUGUGCAUCCAGCUCCUUCUCAUGAAGCAAUGGGAUAGUUAAUAAAUUUCAAAUUCCUCUGGUGGCAGCUUGAUUCAAACCAAGUAUAAAAGAUAAAGUCAUUACUAGGCAAUACUAAUUUUAAAAUUCCAUGCUCUUCAACUUAAGACUGACUUUUUAAUAUAAAAUACUAAGUGCUGUGGAUUGGUGCUUCUCUCACCGAACUAUUACGUUACACUGUAAAAUGUAAUUUGUUGGCUAAAUACUGUUCACAGGACCCUUGGGCUGUGCAAAUAUCCCAAUAUUGGACCAAAACAUACCAGUCACCACUGUGUUGAUAGGUGAACUCUAGUGAAAAGUUAGCAUUGUGUGGGCCUUGAUGUUGAGGUGAAAAUGGCAGAAAAGAUCUCACUCCUGACUGUAGAUCUGAAACGUGUUGAUUUCCUGGGGUUUUUUUUUUUUUUUUUUUUUUUUUGGUCUGUUUUUGUUAUCGUUUUUUGAUGAAGCUCCAUAGGAAACAUUUGAUGAACAUCUGAUACCUGUCAUUCUUAUUUGUCAGACACACUGUAAACCACCUGAAUAUUAUAAUGCAAAGUCAAGGUUUAUAUGUGGAUUGGUAUCCCCAUCAGUUAGUGGGGGUACCCCUAAUUAGGUUGUGUGUGUCCCCAUCAGUUUAGGGGGAGGAUCUACUCCCCAACCAUUAUAUGUUCCUAUCAAAUCUGCCUCGUGGCUCUUACAACCUUGCAUCUGGCCGCACACUGUCAUUGGGGAGGUGGGGGAGUUGCUCCACUUGGUUAUGUGAUAGACAUCAUUUAUUACCUGUGUGACUUAGAGGAAGUGAGCAGAAGCCUCCCCAGUGCUCCGGGUCCUCACAGGUCAGACUCAAACCCCUUUGUCGACUUCUGAUCUUCUCAGAGUGUGGGGCUCACCACUUGACCUGCUAUAACCCAGGUCCCACUUGCACUGCAUAGGUGAACCUUCCUGCUGCCGAGCACCUGUCAGCUUGCCUGAAAUUAUCAUGCAGAAUGAAAAAUCCUGUUUUUUUCCUUACUUUCUUAUCCUGAUGCAUAAUUACAAAAAAAAAUCACUGUGAUUUGUGUAUAUAUCUAUCUAUACCUCUCUAUAUAUUUGCCCCAGGAAAACUUUUUCUGCUGUCUAAUUUAUAAAAUACUAUUAUCAAGCCCAGGUUUGGUUAAUAAAAGUUUGUAUGUUUUAAGAAAUCUGUUUCAGAUCUUUUCUUGACUUUUCCUCUAACAAUGAAGUUGGGUUAAUGAAGUUGGCUCAAAUGAAGUUGGGUUAAUCAAGGAAAUGGGUAUGCACCCCAUUGAUGAUUGUUUUAAGGAGUAUUAGCACCCAGGAUUUUGGAAGUAUUACAAACUUCAGACAUCAUGUGGGGGAGGCAUAACCUAAGUUACAAGAACAAGCCAGAACAAGUGGUAGGAAUGCAUUAUUCAAAAACACCUGCUGGUCCAGGAUAUCCACUAGGGAGGGUAGAAACCUGGAGGAGGCUAAAUGCAAGUGCUGCCAGGAGAGCUGUACUCAGCCUCGCAGGGUAACCAGUGCUUCAGUCUGCAGCAAGUAAAGCAAUGAAGUUUUCCCAUCUACACAUGGAAACAUCCCUUCUUCCUAGCCAACCUCAACUUGACUUGACGGACACAGAGUAAUCCUAGCACCUAGUACACUGAGAUGAGGAUGUUGGAGGCCAGUCAAAACUACACAGCAAGGAACAGUUUCAAAGAACAACAAGUAAGCCAUACCUUAGCUAGAGGCCUCCAAAACUGUGCACCAACACUGCCUCUAAAUUUGUUAAAUUUUUUAUUUUUCUUUUUUAUGUAUUUAUUUACUCAUUUUACAACCCAAUAUCAGCUGCCCAUCUCCUCCCUGUGCACCCUCAUAUAAAACCUCCCCCCCCCAUUCCUUUCUCCCCUUCUUUGAGAAGGGGGAGUGCCACACCAACUCCAGUGUCAUCUGUGUGACAUGACAGUCAUUAAGGCAGAUGGGAGAAAAAUGCUCCUUGGGGCUAGGCUCCCUGGAGGUCCAUGGCAGAGUGCCCACCUCUAGCCUUAGAAAGGGCCUUGAUGUUCUCUAAGGAUAUUGUGCUUCCUGGGUUAUGGGUUCUGAACUGUGUCUUUCUUCCUAUUCUUAAUUCUUUAUUCAGCACGAUCCCAGCCUACAAGCUGGUUAAUUGAUAAAGGAGAACUUGGUAUUUCGGUGGAAAGAAAAGAGGAUGUGGCAAUUACGCCUACUGCUUCCAGUCCUAAACUCAGUGAACUCAUAUGUUGAACCUUAGUGAAAGAAAGUCUUAGAAUGCUUUUCAACAGGGUCUGUCUUUAUCACUAGCCUUAGCAAAGGUAAUGCACAAAGAGCAGAGACAUUAGGGAAUGUUAUGAAUAGUUUGUAGCAGGAAGAAUACAAUAUGAAAAUGUAUAGGACUACAGAUGAGCUAUUGCUUUAUACAGGUACUUAUGAUAAAGUAGAUAAUAGAUGGGUAAAAGCAUUGAAGGGUAGAAGGUCCUAUAAUAUUCUUUAGAUUAUAGACAUAGAUUAGCUUGAGCUAGAACACCUUAGUGUUUGCUGUCCAGGGCAGUAUAGAGGGCUCUUGUAAUGAAUAUGCUCAUUCUUAAAGCGUUUUGACUUUUGAUGGCAGAAGAAGGCUUAUGGCAUACAAAUUGGUCUGAAGGCCCAGGUUCUCCUAUUGAUUAUUAAACCACAAGUUAGACUCGAACACCAUGUGUCUAAGGUUUAUGACCCAAGACUGCUUUUGAUCAUGGUUCAUAGAGCAAGAGUUCCUGUGGGCUUUGUGUCAUGUCUACUUGCUGUUCUAAUUAAGAAGGAAAUGUACCUUGUUUAGCAAUUGUUUGAGUGUUUCUGGAGGUGUGCCAACCCCCGAUCUGUUCCUCAAUAUACUAUAAAUAUGCCUGACUAAAAAGUAAAGUUGCCGCAAAUGCAAACCACUCUCUGGUUUGUCUGUCAUUACCUCGCCGCACCUGUGCCUUCCUGAAUACCAAAGCCCUGCUUUUCCCUCGGUCGUGACUACCCCAGCUGGGUCAGUCUGUGGCAGAGGAGUCCCCCUUUUAGAUAACACCUCCCCAACCCCUGCCAUGCUGCACAUCAGGUCUGCAAGACUAGGCACAUCCUCUCCCAGUAAGGCCAGAAAAGGCAUCCCAGUUAGGAGAAGGGGAUCCCCAGGUAGGCAGGCA